GGGGGGAGAGGAGAGAGAGUGGGAGGAGAGAGAGAGAGAGAAAGAAAACAACGAAGACGCAAUAUAAGCGCGGAUUCUACUUCUUAUUAAUAUUGAAAUCAGUAACAAUCAGCAGCACAAAUAUCAACAUAUCCUCGCUGGAAAUGGUGGACAAAGCGGGCACAAGAGUCUUCAAGAAGUCCAGCCCCAACUGCAAGCUGACCGUCUAUCUGGGGAAGAGAGACUUCGUGGAUCAUCUGGACCACGUCGACCCAGUCGAUGGAGUCGUGCUUGUGGAUCCAGACUACUUGAAAGACAGAAAAGUCUUCGUCACGCUCACCUGUGCGUUUCGGUACGGCCGGGAGGACCUGGAUGUUCUGGGACUCUCGUUCCGGAAGGAUCUCUACAUCUCCACAUUCCAGGCCUUCCCUCCGCUCCCCGAUGAGAAGAAACCACUGAGCCGCCUGCAAGAGAGACUGAUCAAGAAACUGGGAGAGCAGGCCUACCCCUUCUACUUCGUGAUUCCUCAGAACCUGCCCUGUUCCGUCACCUUACAGCCAGGACCAGAGGACACAGGCAAGGCCUGUGGAGUGGAUUUUGAGAUCCGGGCAUUUUGUGCCAAAGCCGUCGAUGAGAAGAUUCACAAAAGGAACUCGGUCCGGCUGGUGAUCCGGAAGGUCCAGUACGCCCCUGAGAAGCCCGGUCCGCAGCCCAUGAUGGAGACGACCCGCAGCUUCCUCAUGUCAGACCGAUCCCUGCACCUCGAGGCCUCGCUGGACAAAGAGCUGUAUUACCACGGAGAGCCGAUCAGCGUCAAUGUUCACGUCACGAACAACUCCACCAAAACAGUGAAGAAGGUGAAAAUCUCUGUUCGACAGUAUGCAGAUAUCUGUCUGUUCAAGCACUCUUUCUCAGUACAAGGUCCCUGUCUCCAACACAGUGCAGAUGACCAGCUCGCUCCCAGCUCCACCUUCUGCAAGGUGUACACCCUCACACCCACACUGAACAACAACCGCGAGAAGAGGGGACUGGCUCUCGACGGCAAGCUGAAGCAUGAGGACACCAACCUGGCCUCCAGCACCAAAGUGAAGGAAGUUGCUAACAAGGAGAUCCUGGGGAUCCUCGUCUCCUACCGGGUCAAAGUGAAGCUGGUGGUGUCACGCGGAGGGGAUGUGUCUGUCGAGCUCCCCUUCAUCCUCAUGCACCCCAAACCCUCCGACCAGCCGCCCUCCUGCCCCCCGUCAGCGGUUCCAGAGUCAGACGCUCCGAUCGACACGAACCUGAUAGAGUUCGAGACAAAUUUCUCUCCAGACGAUGACAUCGUGUUUGAGGAUUUUGCUCGGCUGCGACUCAAAGGAAUGAAGGAUGAUGACGACGACCACUUCUGCUGAGGCCCCGCCCCCUGAGGGUGUGGCUUCGGUGUGAGCAUUCCAAAAGGGCGGAGCCAUGCAACCACAGGCACCGCCCACAAGAGCCAACACCACCGGAGAAGAGACAGGACAAAAAAAGAAAUCAUCCUCAUCUUCUUCUCUACAUUUGUGCGUCCGGCGUAACUUUAUAGAAUGUUUAUAUAGACUAACAACGAGGGGAGGGGGGAGAGACAAUAUAGAAUAUUAUUACUGUAAUUAUAAUACAAAACCUGCCACACAAUCAGGGGGUAAACUUUCUACAGAACGAGAAAAUCACAUGGAGACAGGAGCUCAGAUCAUGUAUUAUUAUUAUUAUUAUUAUUUUUAUUAAUUCUAAUAGCGUUGUUGUUCUUGUUCGUUUUAAAGGGUCAAGACUAACCGUGGUAUUUUCUGCUCUAUUUAGGAAGGAAUGUCAUUUCUCUGUUUCUAUCGGUUUGCUGCUGUUUUUUGUGUCCUCCGGGGGGCGCUGGUGGUCACGUUCCAGAUGGAACAUCCGAACGUUUUGCAGUUUUUGAAUUCGCUGGCAAAUGAAAGCACACCACAUUAAAAAUAAACUAUAAUCUCUCUUGCUCCCCAAA
Polyodon spathula (Mississippi paddlefish) is the source of this 1966-nucleotide messenger RNA. Its product is annotated as arrestin red cell-like. Gene Ontology annotation, biological process: signal transduction; positive regulation of ERK1 and ERK2 cascade; G protein-coupled receptor internalization. Gene Ontology annotation, cellular component: cytoplasm. The transcript is spliced from 15 exons. Lineage: Eukaryota; Metazoa; Chordata; Actinopteri; Acipenseriformes; Polyodontidae. The record is from RefSeq and is a predicted model, not a curated record. Gene Ontology annotation, molecular function: angiotensin receptor binding. Bases 144 to 1370 code for a protein of 408 amino acids.